UGUCUGUCUGUGCCCGUGACCUUCACCUCCAUAUCCCCCUUUCUCUCUCCUCACUUUCUCUCUCUACAUUCCUCCACUAUAAAUACUCCCGCCAUGCCCAAUCCUCUCCCCAGAACAACUCCAUUUCCGUUUCCGUUUCAAUUCGCCACCGCCAAAUCCACUUUCCUCUUCCUCUCCAUGGCCGCCCUUUCCUUCCUCUCCUUCCUCUCCCUCUUCUUCUUCCUCUCCCUCUCCUCCGCCGUCCACCACCACCACCACCACCACUCAUUCCAUUUCACCAACUCUCCAUCCUCCGAGGAAACCCUCCGUGCCUGCAAGGCCACACGUUUCCCCGACCAAUGCGGAUCUUCCCUUUCUCAUUCCCCUUCUCUUCCUCCCAAUCCCACCACUCUCCAGAUCAUUCAAUCCGCCAUCGCCGUCUCCUCUGAUGGUCUAGCCUCCGCGAAGUCCAUGGUCAAGCAGAUUCUCGAUUCCUCUACCGAUAGUCCGAAUCGAACCACCGCUGCUAAGAAUUGCCUCGAGGUUCUGCGAUUUUCCGAGUAUCGAAUUUCUCUUACCAACGAUGCUGUUCGGCGAGGUCGAACCAAGGACGCGCGCGCUUGGAUGAGCGCGUCUCUUCUCUAUCAUUACGAUUGCUGGUCCGCGCUUAAGUACGCCAACGAUACCCAAUCUGUUAACAAAACCAUGGCGUUUCUUGACUCUCUCAUUGGCCUUACCAGUAACGCCCUUAGUAUGUUGGCGGCUUACGACAUUUCUGGUAACGAUACGGCGGCGUGGACGCUGCCGAGGACUGAGCGCGAUGGAUUCUGGGAAGGUAGUAGCGGCGGAUCUGGGUUAGGGUUUAGCGGCGGGUUCCCAUCGAAGGUAGAUGCUAGCGCGACGGUGUGCAAAGACGGUGCAGGGGGAUGUUAUAAAACUGUUCAGGAAGCUGUGAAUGCGGCGCCGGAUAAUGCGAUGGGGAAGCGAUUUGUGAUUCAUAUUAAGGAAGGUGUUUAUGAUGAAAUCGUGAGGGUUCCGUUGGAGAAGAAGAAUGUGGUGUUCUUGGGAGAUGGGAUGGGGAAAACGGUGAUCACGGGGUCUUUGAAUGUCGGCCAGCCUGGGAUUUCCACUUACAACACUGCCACCGUCGGAGUUGUUGGUGAUGGAUUCAUGGCCAGUGGUCUGACCAUUCAAAACACAGCAGGCCCUGAUGCCCAUCAGGCUGUGGCGUUUAGAUCAGACAGUGAUCUCUCAGUGAUUCAAGACUGUGAGUUUCUAGGCAACCAAGACACUCUCUAUGCUCAUUCCCUCCGCCAAUUCUACAAAUCCUGCAAGAUUCAAGGCAACGUAGAUUUCAUCUUUGGAAACUCAGCUUCCGUCUUCCAGGACUGCGAGAUCCUUGUCCGUCCUCGACAGCUCAAGCCCGAGAAAGGCGAGAACAACGCCGUCACUGCUCACGGCAGGACAGACCCAGCUCAAACAACUGGUUUUGUGUUCCAGAAUUGUCUCAUAAAUGGUACUCAGGAGUACAUGGCAUUGUACUACAGCAAGCCUAAAGUGCACAAGAACUUCUUGGGGAGGCCAUGGAAGGAAUACUCGAGGACGGUUUUCAUACAUUGUAAUCUCGAGGCUCUUGUUUCUCCGGCAGGGUGGAUGCCGUGGACUGGGGACUUUGCUUUGAAAACUCUUUACUAUGGGGAGUUUGAGAACUCCGGGACGGGGUCCAAAACCUCGGAACGAGUCGAGUGGAGUAGUAAGAUACCAGCACAGCAUGUUUAUAGUUACUCUAUUCAAAAUUUCAUUCAGGGAGACGAAUGGAUUCCUUCAUCGCAGUCUUCUGAAGAAUCAAAAACGAUAAAUUAGAUUUACAGUUCCCUUUGUAAUCACAGACUUCUCUAUAAAGUGAAAAUAAUCCACCACUUAUCUCAUAUGAAUAUCAAAUUAGGAUGAACGAC
This is a messenger RNA of Cucurbita pepo subsp. pepo (vegetable marrow), 1934 nucleotides long. RefSeq names its product Plant invertase/pectin methylesterase inhibitor superfamily. Gene Ontology annotation, biological process: cell wall modification. Gene Ontology annotation, molecular function: pectinesterase activity; enzyme inhibitor activity. NCBI's taxonomy places the organism in Eukaryota, Viridiplantae, Streptophyta, Magnoliopsida, Cucurbitales, Cucurbitaceae. The record is from RefSeq and is a predicted model, not a curated record.